AGUACAAAUGUGGAGCUACUCAAGCGAUAGAAGCAUACAUUCCAAACCAGGAGGGUGUGGCAAUUUAGGUCACUGCACAUGUGUGUACUACUGACAGUGAACAGGUAAAGACAAUGGAACCGGAAGCUCCACGCAAGGACCGUCUGAUGGUAGCCGGAAUUGAUUUUGGAACAACUUAUUCAGGUUAUGCUUUCUCCUUCCGGGGGGAGUAUGAGGAAAACCCAGAGAAAAUACAGGUGAACCAAAAUUGGAUUGCCGGGGGCGCCCUGGUCUCCGUUAAAACGGCUACAUGUAUCCUCCUGGAUCAAGACAAGAAGCUCAUUGCAUUUGGUUACGAGGCAGAAGAUAGCUACAACCAACUUUUAGAAGACUCUGAAGACGAUGACAUCGACGACAGAACAUACGAGAGAUAUUACUACUUCAAACAGUUCAAAAUGUCAUUGUACAACUGUAGCGAGGGCCUUUCUAGGGAAACCAUGAUAGAGGAUGAAACUGGGAAGAAGCUCCCGGCAAUGCUGGUAAUAUCCAUGUCUAUCGGUUACAUGAAAGAUCACCUACUAGCUCUCAUCAACAAGAGAUGUAUUGGUGCGGAGGAAAACGAUAUCCACUGGGUCAUCACCAUUCCUGCCAUCUGGGAUGACUCCGCGAAGCAGUUCAUGCGCGAAGCUGCUGUCAAUUGUGGCAUGCGAUCUGACCAGCUGUCCUUUGCACUGGAACCGGAAGCAGCUUCGCUCUAUUGCCAAUUAGUCAAGGUAGUAUUGUCUGAGGAAAGCACACCGAUAGAUGCAGGUGCGAUGAAGAAAGCAUUCAGGUCGUCAGGAGCGGGCACAAAGUACAUGAUACUUGAUCUUGGAGGAGGAACAGCGGACAUAACAGUGCACGAACGUCAAGUGGAUGAGAGCUUGAAGGAGAUACACGAGCCCUCGGGGGGACCCUGGGGAGGCACAGCUGUUGACAGGGAGUUCUUAAAUUUUCUGAUGGAAAUAUUUGGAAAAAAGUCAGUAGAGAACUUCAAAAGAAAAUAUAUGACUGAUUAUGUGGAAUUUCGCAGGAAUUUUGAGACGAAAAAACGAACAAUCACACCGCAAACUGAUGGAAAGGUGAUGCUGGUACUUCCUCCGUCUUUCAAGGAGACAUUCGAAGAAAAUUCAAACAUCUCCUUUAAUGAUGCUCUUAGCAAAUCCAAAUAUUCAGGAAAAGUGCAGUGGGUGAAAGACAAGUUGAAAAUUGAUGCAGAUGUUGUGAAAGGCUUUUUUGAAGUACCGAUACAGCAAAUUGUCAGUCAUGUUAGGAAGCUACUAGAAAAGAUAGGGAGAAUUGACAUGAUUUUGAUGGUAGGAGGAUUCUCAGACUGCGGCCUCGUCGAACAAGCGAUUCGUGACAACUUUUCUGAUGUUUCGAUUUUAAAUCCAGAAGAUAGCGUCCUUGCAGUUUUGAAAGGCGCUGUCAUAUUUGGCCACAAACCUAUGGCGAUUGUAUCCAGAGUUGCAAGGUACACAUACGGUUAUGAAGCUUGGCCGACGUUUGACCCGAAAGUUCAUCCACAAGAGCGAAAAGUAAGACUGGGAGACGUCGAUUGUUGUCAAGGUGUCUUCCAGCCUUACAUACGACUGGGCACUGAAAUCGAUUGCGGUGACUACAUAACCUCUACACAUCGACCGGUAUCUGACGAACAAAGUGACAUGGCCAUUAACAUUUUUAUUUCUGAGAACGUGGCUCCAAAAUAUGUCGAAGAUCCGGAUGUGCGAAAACUUGGAACCCUAAAACUUCCGCUUCCAGCUUACAAGCCAGGAUUGAACAGAAGAGUACAAGGACGUCUUCAUUUUGGAGCAACGGAAGUGAUUAUUGAGGCCAAAGAGGCGGAAACAGGAAUUAUUCACAAGGCGACAUUUGACUGCUUAAAAAGAGAAACCAAUUAACAUUUCCUUGAUCGAUGUUUGGCAAACUGAUGGGAUGACUUGAUACUAACUAUGAUAUGAACAGUGGAGCCUUACUUUAGCUAAUUAUUCAUAAAUCCUAAAGCUGAUACUAAAGAUAUAAAAACUAGUCUUGACUGAAUAUAGUAUAAAAAUGAAAUGUGACCCAAUUAUUAAUCAUAAGAAUAUUCUUUUAUGGGGAUUGAUGUAUUUAUGUUAUAAUUCAGGCGUUGUGAUUGAACUUUGUUAAUUGGAUGUGUUUGUUUGUGUUAGCUAAGUUUUUUUUUAUUGGGGCUGGAUUUAUUACGGCCUACUGUUGCAAAAGAAGAAUUUCAAUCAGAGAAACUAUUUUGUUAAUUGGAACUAUAAUGCGGUUAAAAUGAUCAAACAAUGCUACGUAAGAUGUGGAAUUACAAAGGUUUCUUAUCAGUUCCUCUAAUGGUUUUAAUAAUAACAUUUUAACAACACGUUAGUUGUUUGUCAACGUUUACAUUGUUGCUGGUACAACAGAUGUUAGUGCAAACCACAAACAUUUAAAUAUUGAAAGGUAAAUUUCGGAUACUGUUCAAAAUUACAGGACUGAAAAUAAGUUAACUAAGUUGAUAAACUCAUAUCCUUGUUGAUUUGAAUUAAAGUGCACAAGAUAAGUGAUUGGUUCAAAAACUGGCGUUCACUGAGGACACCCACGCUGUAAGGCAGGUAAAUCAAUAGUUUUCAAAUCCUAUCGUGAAAUUCCAGACUAUAUUUUAAAUGCUAACCUCUGCGUUACCAACAACACCGACAGUAUAACUCCAAACAGAAUGCAACGUAAUGAAUAAUGAUGCCUAAUGAUGUUCGAAACUUAUUAUAUUGUUCAAAUAAGAUUUUACAUAUUUUUAUGUAUAUUUGCUUACCUAUGACGACUCUGCAAGCUGAGUAACAUUAGAAAAACAAGUACUUAUUGUAAUGGGGGACCAUUACAGACGUCCCCAAAACUGCCCCCUUCGUCGCAAAGAUGCAUCAGACAAUAUACAUACUAAAUUUGAGUUACAUCGCACAAUAUCUGAAUUGCGACCAAUCAGAAUGGUUUGUGUGGUUGCUAUGGCAACGUUACCUAUGCGAUUGAAUUCGCAGUCCCCUAAU
This is a messenger RNA of Mizuhopecten yessoensis (Yesso scallop), 3038 nucleotides long. RefSeq names its product heat shock 70 kDa protein 12A-like. The transcript is spliced from 5 exons. Bases 114 to 1919 code for a protein of 601 amino acids. The record is from RefSeq and is a predicted model, not a curated record. NCBI's taxonomy places the organism in Eukaryota, Metazoa, Mollusca, Bivalvia, Pectinida, Pectinidae. Gene Ontology annotation, molecular function: ATP-dependent protein folding chaperone; ATP binding.